CUUAAAUGAGACCCUAUUGAUACGUGCACCUUUGCCUUUCUUACCAUGACCAUUUCAGUCAAGCUCUUGUCACUACAUGUAUCCUUGACUAUUUCUUUGCCUGAUUGUGAUAUCAACGUGUGCCGUGAAUCCAUUCGCGAUUAUUUUCCUGACAAUGCAUCAUUGAUUGUGGAAGAAGUAACCAUCACCACCAUCACUACCACUACCACGAAAAAGCCAGAUGGCUCCAAAUCAAAAUCGACUAAAAAGGAAACCACUUGGGCAACACAUGCCAAACUUUCGAAAUAAAUCCAAAAGAAAAAAAAAAUAGUUAAUUAGUUAGUUAGAUAUUGUAGAUAGGUAAGUCAGAAUUUAAUAUGAUUUAAGGAACGUUUUAUGAUUAUCAUUCAUUCUUUUCUUUACCAAAAAUGAAUUCAAGAAUCACUAAAAAAAAAAAGGGACGUGCGGUCAUUUGUCCUUUCUUUAGAUAUUGAAGUUCAAAAGAAAGUUUAUUCGUGAAACUACCCACACCAAACAAGAUUUCAAGGAGUGAAGGGACCAUCAUCAUAUCUUGAGAGAAUGAUCAUUGAUUCUACUUGGAAUGUUUUUUUUUGUGUUGAUUCAUUUGCCCUGAGAUGUUUGUUUGUAAAUGAAUCAUCUCCUUUUUCUUUUUUUUUUUUUUUU
This is a messenger RNA of Halteromyces radiatus, 663 nucleotides long. RefSeq lists its product as uncharacterized. The record is from RefSeq and is a predicted model, not a curated record. Lineage: Eukaryota; Fungi; Mucoromycota; Mucoromycetes; Mucorales; Cunninghamellaceae. The coding region runs from base 46 to 288 and encodes 80 amino acids. The transcript is spliced from 2 exons.